UCCUGUGACCCGCCUACAACAUGGUCAGGUGCCCCUGCCCCCACCUCCAGGGCACAGCCUGGAGGGUAUAAACAGUGCUGGAGGCUGGAAGGGGCAGACCAGCUGAGUCCUGGACAGCAGCCCUCACGCAGCCACUGACAGACGCACCAUGAGGGCCCUCACACUCCUCGCUCUGCUGGCCCUGGCCGCACUGUGCCUCGCUGGACUGGCAGAUGCGAAGCCCAGCAGUGCAGAGUCUGACAGAGGUGCAGCCUUCAUGUCCAAGCAGGAGGGCAGUGAGGUGAUAAAGAGACCCAAGCGCUACCUGUAUCACUGGCUGGGAGCCCCAGCCCCCUACCCAUACCUGGAUCCCCUGGAGCCCAAGAGGGAGGUGUGUGAGCUCAACCCGGACUGUGACGAGCUGGCUGACCACAUCGGCUUCCAGGAGGCCUAUCGGCGCUUUUACGGCACGGCCUAGGGCAUCCGUCCUCCUGGCCCAGCUGGCAAGCCCAGCUCUGGCUCCUCGCACAUCCCUUCCCUUGCCCUCACCCUGACCUCCCUGCCCUAUGAGGGUGGGGUCCCCAUCAUCCCAGCUGCUCCAGAAUAAACUCCAGAAGAGGAA
This is a messenger RNA of Propithecus coquereli (Coquerel's sifaka), 601 nucleotides long. It is a transcript of the gene BGLAP, whose product is annotated as bone gamma-carboxyglutamate (gla) protein. Bases 149 to 457 code for a protein of 102 amino acids. NCBI's taxonomy places the organism in Eukaryota, Metazoa, Chordata, Mammalia, Primates, Indriidae. Gene Ontology annotation, cellular component: extracellular region. Gene Ontology annotation, molecular function: hydroxyapatite binding; structural constituent of bone; calcium ion binding. The record is from RefSeq and is a predicted model, not a curated record. The transcript is spliced from 4 exons. Gene Ontology annotation, biological process: osteoblast differentiation; regulation of bone mineralization; bone development.